Messenger RNA from Peniophora sp. CBMAI 1063, 621 nucleotides. The record is from the annotation of a GenBank genome assembly. Lineage: Eukaryota; Fungi; Basidiomycota; Agaricomycetes; Russulales; Peniophoraceae.
AUGACCUUCUCGGACGAAUUCGUCCUCGACUACGCAAAUAGGCUGAUUGCUUCCUCCCGCGCGAUGGAGGACUAUGCCGUGCGAAGCGCGCUCACGAAUGAGGCACAGACCUACCUCGACGGCGUGAUGCAGCGCAUGGCGGCGCUCCAAGAGCAGCAAGAUAUCAUGGCUGCAGAUAGGGAAUUCUUCGUCGACGAGGCCAGACGUCUGGACUCUCUCGCGCGCGAUCACGAUGCUCUUUACCCCCAUGCCGCGGCGAUACACCAGGCGCUCGUGGAUCAAUGGUCAUAUCGAGACAGGUUGGAAAGAGAGCGGCGCGUCUUGCAUGCGCAUUGGGAGGCCGUCUUUGCUGAGAAUAAGGCGGGGAUGGAUCGAAUGGAGGCGCAGCGCAUCCUAUUCGCCGAAGCAACUGAGGUUGCUAACGACGCGAUGAUGGAGGUACAUAGUGUCCUAGAACUCUUGAGCACUGAUGAGCAGGACGCUCUUCAUAGAGCCAUAGCAGCGAUGGGUGGUCCCGCCGGCAAGGCUCUUGCACAUCUCCGCUGGCUGCAGGACAGAAGUCGUCAUUGUUCCUGCAAUGGCGGGCGCCACAAGAUAUAUGGGUUGCCUUGCGAGAGUUGA